AUGACACGUGAUUUCUUUGCUUUAGUACCGGAUAUUUUUAAAAACAAUUUAAUUAUUCUUGAAAGCCUUGGGAUACGUACUGGUGGACAUUUUGAGCAACAGACACACGAUGCUUUAUUUCAUCUAUUUUUGAAUGUUGGAAUUCCCUAUGUUUUUCUCCGUCAUCCUAUGCAUGAUACUCUGUACAAAUUAAUUAUGGCGGUAGGUUUAACUUUUUAG
Molecule: messenger RNA, 219 nt
Organism: Meloidogyne enterolobii
Lineage: Eukaryota; Metazoa; Nematoda; Chromadorea; Rhabditida; Meloidogynidae
Source: the annotation of a GenBank genome assembly